CGUUGUCUCCUGCUUCCAACAAUGGAUGAAAACACACCUCUGCUGAACGGAGGAGCAGCUUCAACAGAAUCUGUGAUCAGUAACUCCAGACUGUUCCUGGCCGUAUUCUCAGCAGUCCUGGGGAACUAUAACUUCGGCUACUCUUUGGUCUACUCGUCUCCCGUCCUCCCAAAGUUCCAAAGUCCUGAUGCCGACCCUCGGCUCAGGAUGGACACUGAGCAGGCUGCGUGGUUUGGAUCCAUCUUCUCUCUUGGCGCCGUGGCUGGCGGGCUGGGCGCCAUGCUGCUCAAUGAUCUGAUUGGGCGCAAGCUGAGCAUCAUGAUGUCUGCAGUGCCCUCGGCGAUUGGGUACAUGCUGAUGGGAGGAGCCGUGGACUUGUGGAUGCUCCAUCUGGGCCGUUUCCUCACCGGCGUUGCUGGAGGGAUGACUGCAGCAUCCAUUCCAGUUUACAUCUCGGAGAUCUCCCACAAAAAGGUUAGGGGGGCUCUUGGCUCCUGCCCGCAGAUCACAGCUGUGUUUGGGACCCUGACGCUCUAUGUCCUUGGUCUGGUGGUACCGUGGCGCUGGCUGGCCGUGGCAGGAGCGAUACCAGCUGUGGUGAUGGUUGUGCUGCUUACGUUCAUGCCCUACUCACCCAGGAGACUUCUCUCUCUUGGCCGGGAGCAGCAGGCGGAGAAGGCCCUCCGCUGGCUGAGGGGAAGUCAGUACGACACGCGCACUGAGCUCAGCGCGAUACAGCACAGCAUCAACAUGCAGCCUAAAAUCACCUUCUCUCAACUGGCCACUCCCAUCUACUACAAACCAAUCCUUAUCUCAGUGGUGAUGCGUUUCCUGCAGCAGAUGACUGGCAUCACGCCCAUCCUGGUCUACCUGGAACCUAUCUUUGCCAAAAGUAACGUCUCCCUGAAGUCCAGCUAUGAUGCUGCCAUUGUAGGUUUGGUCAGGCUUCUUUCUGUUGCUGUGGCAGCCAGUUUAAUGGACAGGGCGGGACGCAAAGCUCUGCUGUAUACUUCAAGCAUGCUGAUGUUUCUGUCCACUCUCACUCUGACCAUGAGUUCCUACGGAACACCUUGUCCUCCCGUCCCUGCUCCUCCCAACCACACAGUUCUGGACCACGGCCCGAACUUUGACAUAAGCAGCACAUUACAACUUGGCCACCAAACCGCCUCAAGCCUCAUCCCUCUGAUCAGCACCGUAGUGUUCAUAUUUGGAUACGCUAUGGGAUGGGGCCCUAUCACAUGGCUGCUGAUGUCAGAGGUGCUUCCACUUGUUGCGAGGGGCGUGGCUUCAGGCUUGUGUGUCACCGUCAGCUGGUUGACGGCCUUCGCGCUCACACACGCCUUCACUCACCUCACGGACAGCUACGGCCUGUACGUGCCCUACCUGAUUUUCACCGUGGUGUGCGUUUUCUGUCUGCUGUUCAAUGCCGUGUGCAUCCCAGAGACUCGCGGCCGCUCGCUGGAGGAAAUAGAGAACUAUUUUAGGACAGGACGCACGUUCACCAUCAACCAAGGUGAUUCCAGCGCACAGUCCAGCUGAAGCCUGCAGGUCACCCCUGCCAAAAUAAAAUUUAAAAACGUUUAUCUCCUCUGCUGCUGAGCUGCACAAGUAG
This is a messenger RNA of Cololabis saira (Pacific saury), 1612 nucleotides long. RefSeq names its product solute carrier family 2 member 6 (gene slc2a6). The coding region runs from base 22 to 1539 and encodes 505 amino acids. Gene Ontology annotation, cellular component: membrane. Gene Ontology annotation, molecular function: transmembrane transporter activity. The transcript is spliced from 8 exons. The record is from RefSeq and is a predicted model, not a curated record. NCBI's taxonomy places the organism in Eukaryota, Metazoa, Chordata, Actinopteri, Beloniformes, Belonidae. Gene Ontology annotation, biological process: transmembrane transport.